Sitophilus oryzae (rice weevil) is the source of this 1332-nucleotide messenger RNA. RefSeq lists its product as uncharacterized. The transcript has a single exon. Bases 1 to 1332 code for a protein of 443 amino acids. The record is from RefSeq and is a predicted model, not a curated record. NCBI's taxonomy places the organism in Eukaryota, Metazoa, Arthropoda, Insecta, Coleoptera, Curculionidae. Gene Ontology annotation, molecular function: DNA binding. Gene Ontology annotation, cellular component: nucleus.
AUGCCUUCCAAGUACAAAAGGUUGACAGACAGGACCUUUUGUUCAGCAGACAUGAAAGUCGCAACAGAAGAUGUUUUGUCUGGAAAGUAUUCCUAUAGGAAAAGCGCAGAAGAGCAUAAUGUGAAAAAAUCAACUCUGGCAUUAUAUGUCAAAAAAGCAAAGGACGUUGGAAUUGAAAAUGUUUCAUUUUCUCCACAUUUCGUUACAUGUCAAGUUUUAUCUAAUGAAUUAGAAGCGUCACUUGCCUGUUAUCUUAAAACUUGCUCGAACAUGUACCAUGGUUUAACUCCAAAGGCAACGCGCAGAUUAGCAUAUGAGUUUGCGGAAAAAAAUCACGUUAAAGUUCCAGACUCUUGGAAAGCAAAUAAAUUAGCUGGAAAGGAUUGGUUCACGGGUUUUUUAAAUCGACAACCCCAUUUGUCUAUAAGAACUCCGGAAAACACAAGUUUAGCGAGAAUUUCCAGUUUUAACAAAUCUACGGUUGGGGCAUUUCAAGCUAAGUUAGAGGAGGUCCUGAAGAGGCACGAAUUUACUAGAUCAGACAUAUUUAAUUUGGACGAGACGGGUGUGACCACAGUUCAAAAAACGCAAAAAGUGGUUGCGACGAAAGGCCAGCAUCAAGUGGGUAAGGUCACUUCACGUGAAAGAGGACAGCUGGUGACGCAAGUAGGCAUCAUUGGAGCGAAUGGAAUAGCACUUCCUCCAGUGUCGGUGUUUCCAAGGAAAAAGUUUGACAAACAUCGAAUGUUAAGUGGUAUUCCUGACGAGUAUGGCGCAACCGGCUUAGUUCAUUCAUCUGGAUGGACGACCUCGGAUAAUUUUUUACGUGUUUUAGAACACUUCGUAGCUCAUGUUCGAUGUUCUAAAGAACGUCAAGUCAUCCUCAUAAUGGACAAUCACGAAUCCCAUUUAUCUGUUCCUGCAAUUGAUUACUGCAAAGAAAAUGGUAUUACGAUCCUAACUCUGCCACCCCACACAUCUAACAAAUUGCAACCUUUAGAUCGGACUAUUUUCGGCCCAUUUAAAAGAUAUUUUAACCAAGGAGCAGAUGACUGGAUGCUCUCUCAUCCAGGACAGACUUUGUCGAUAUAUGACCUGGCAGCAAUAUGCAUGAUAGCUUGGGAUCGAUCUGCAACUCCCUCAAACAUAAAAUCUGGAUUCCGUUGCACUGGAAUUUGGCCAUUUGAUAAAAAUAUUUUCAGCGAAGAAGAUUUCCUUUGCUCGUUUGUUACAGACAGAAUAGCACCUCCAACAGAAAAUAAGGUUUUAGAAAAAAAUGUAGAUGCAUCAUUACCAUCCACCUCUUCUGCACAGCCAUUACCGAAGCCCUAA